AUGUUACAAUUAGAUGAAACAACAGCCGUCUUGGAAAUUAAAAAUGGUCCAUCUUUUGAAGGAGUGUCAUUUGGUGCUGAUAAAAAUGUCUCCGGUGAGGUCGUUUUCACUACGUCGUUAGUGGGCUACACUGAGUCCAUGACAGAUCCAUCGUAUUGUGGUCAGAUUUUAGUGUUUACACAACCAUUAGUGGGUAAUUAUGGUGUGCCAUCAGGUGAUGAACGUGAUGAAUUCAAUUUGUUGAAGUAUUUUGAGUCUCCAAAUGUUAAUGUCUGUGGGAUUAUUGUAUCAAAUUAUUCUUAUAAGUAUUCACAUUGGACUGCAGUUCAAUCGUUAGCAGAUUGGUGUAAGAAAAAUGAUAUCCCUGCAAUUACUGAUGUCGACACAAGAGAAAUCGUACAGUAUUUAAGAGAACAAGGUUCGUCUUUAGGUAGAAUCACAAUCGAUGGUACAGGUAAAGAAUUGGAUUUUACUGAUCCUAUGGAAGAAAAUUUGGUAGAAAAAAUUUCUACAAAAGUUCCAUACUACGUUAAAUGUAACGUCCCAAACUCAAACGUUAAUAUAGCAUUAAUUGAUUGUGGUGUUAAGGAAAAUAUUGUUAGAUGUUUGGUUUCAAGAGGCGCUAACGUUACAGUGUUCCCAUACGAUUAUAAAAUUCAAGACGUCGCAGACCAAUUCGACGGCAUAUUCAUUUCAAAUGGUCCAGGCAAUCCAGAAGUAUGCACAAAAACUAUUGAAAAUUUAAAGAUAUUGCUAAACCAUAAAGAAUUACAGGAUCUUCCAAUCUUUGGCAUAUGUCUGGGACAUCAACUACUGGCAUUAGCAAGUGGAGCAGCCACAACAAAAUUAAAAUAUGGCAAUAGAGCACAUAAUAUCCCAGUGAUGGAUUUGACAUCAGGUAAAUGCUACAUCACAUCACAGAACCAUGGCUAUGCAGUUGAUGCCGACACUUUACCAAAGAAUGAAUGGAAACCUUUCUGUGUAAAUCUAAACGACAACUCAAAUGAAGGUAUGAUACAUUUAUCAAAACCAAUCUUCUCUACACAAUUCCAUCCUGAAUCUAAAGGUGGUCCAUUGGACACAGUCACAUUGUUUGAUAAAUAUUUUGAAAACAUCAAAACAUACAAGCUUUUGAAAGCACAUAACUUAAAACUAGAUAAACCAUUCUUACUCGACGUAUCCGACUUUCCAAACGACAGAGUGUUGAUAGUUUGA
Tetrapisispora phaffii CBS 4417 is the source of this 1215-nucleotide messenger RNA. It is a transcript of the gene CPA1, whose product is annotated as carbamoyl-phosphate synthase (glutamine-hydrolyzing) CPA1. The record is from RefSeq and is a predicted model, not a curated record. Gene Ontology annotation, cellular component: cytoplasm; carbamoyl-phosphate synthase complex. Lineage: Eukaryota; Fungi; Ascomycota; Saccharomycetes; Saccharomycetales; Saccharomycetaceae. Bases 1 to 1215 code for a protein of 404 amino acids. The transcript has a single exon. Gene Ontology annotation, molecular function: carbamoyl-phosphate synthase (glutamine-hydrolyzing) activity. Gene Ontology annotation, biological process: L-glutamine metabolic process; 'de novo' pyrimidine nucleobase biosynthetic process; L-arginine biosynthetic process.